Molecule: messenger RNA, 7408 nt
Organism: Petromyzon marinus (sea lamprey)
Lineage: Eukaryota; Metazoa; Chordata; Hyperoartia; Petromyzontiformes; Petromyzontidae
Gene: MFHAS1
Product: multifunctional ROCO family signaling regulator 1
Cellular component (GO): cytoplasm
Molecular function (GO): protein binding
Source: RefSeq, a predicted model, not a curated record
CAUGCGGUGGGAGGGGGGCGGUGUAAAGGGGCGGGGCCCCGAGGUUCCCGCCCACGUGGGGGCCACCGCCGCCGCUGCCUCCGGCUGAGCAGCGCAGAGCGCGCGGUGACUCCACGGCGCUCGAGGCGCAGGAUGAGAGCGUGAGCAGGGAGGCCUCACCUCCUCACCUCACCUCAUCACCUCACCUCCUCAUCUCACCUCCUCCUUCCCUCGCUCGCUCACGCACCGCAGGCGGGAGCUGCGCGGCGUGCAAGGCGCGGCAGGAGCCCCUCGGGGAUGAGAUCGCCGGCUGUGGACGAGCGCGGCGAUGAGUCCCGGCGGGAGCACGCGGGCAGGAGCGUCCUCCUACCCCGGGGGUUGAAUCCAUUUGUCUGCCGCUCGCCUCCACGCGGGGCCCACGCGACUCGGUCUGCCUAGUGGGGGAGGCGAGAGACUGCGGGGAGCAGCAGCAGCAGCAGCAGCCCUGCCCGCCUGUGCGUUACUACUACUACUACCACACGGUUCACGCUCGCUGUGAACACGGUGGGUUUUCUACAAAAAAUACUUCAUCGAUUAAGUUCCCCGCACGACCAUGCGCCACGCGACCGAUACGUUCCUGGGGCUUUCUGAAAGGACCUCGAGAUGGGAUGGACCCUCUGGGGGGUCUCGGUUUGGCCAAGGAUGCCCCUCUUAAGCAGCAGCAGCAGCAGCAGCCGCGGUCUCGUUCUGCCGGCAAGAGGAGAGUGUAGCCACUGACCGCCACCACGCGUGCGAGAUGAACACAAGGGGCCGUGCCCAUCACCACCACCAUCAUCACCACGACGACGAGCGCGCGUGCGUUGCAGCCGAAGCAUGAAGUCUGCGAAGGUUUGGCGAGACGCGGCCGUGCGCUCGCGCAAGCUCGGACCCGAGCUGCGUCGCGUCGCGCUCGGCGUGAACGGCAGCGGCCGCCUCUCGCUGCCCUCCGUGCUGCAGCUGCAGCAGGAGGUCGUGGACGUGCUCGACCUGGGCAACAACGCCCUGGAGGAGCUUCCCGACGCGCUGGCUCAGCUGCUCGCCCAGCUGCAGGUGCUGGUGCUGCGCAGGAACCGCCUGUCCGCGCUGCCCGCCUGCGUGCUGGCGCUGGACCAGCUGCGCGAGCUCGACCUGAGCCACAACCGCCUCGCGGCCCUGCCCGCCGACCUGCGGGCCUUGAGGAGCCUCCAGAAGCUGUGCGCGGCGCACAACCGCCUGCGCUCGCUGCCCGACUCCAUCGGGGAGCUGAGCUCGCUCGCGGAGCUCGACGUGAGCUUCAACGAGCUCGAGACGCUGCCCCGGCGGCUCGGGGCCCUGCGCCGGCUGCGGGCGCUGGACGUGGACCACAACCGCCUCGCGGCCUUCCCCGAGCAGCUGCUGGCGCUGGCCGAGCUGGAGGAGCUCGACCUGUCCGGCAACAGGAUCGAGCGCCUGCCCGAGGAGGGCUUCCGCGGCCUCGGCAGCCUCGCCGUGCUGUGGCUCAGCAACGCGCACCUCUCCGCCGCCCUGCCGGACGCCUUCUGCGAGUUGCACCACCUCGAGAACCUCAUGAUGGACGGCAACGAGUUGGACGCCCUGCCCGCCGCCUUCGGCCGCCUGCGGAGACUCAAGAUACUCAACCUGUCCUCCAACCGCUUCGCCGAGUUCCCCGCGGCGGUGACCGAGCUGUCGAGCCUCGAGGAGCUGUACUUCAGCAGGAACCUGCUGCCCGCGGUGCCCGAGAGCGUCUCGCUUCUGCGCAAGCUCACCGUCCUCUGGCUGGACAACAACCGCCUGCGCUACCUGCCCGACGGCCUGGUGGAGCUGGGCCAGCUGGAGGAGCUGGUGCUGCAGGGAAACCAGAUCGCCAUCCUGCCGGACAACUUCGGCCGGCUGGCCAACGUCAGGGUGUGGAAGAUCAAGGACAACCCCUUGAUACAGCCUCCGUACGAGGUCUGCUUGAAGGGGGUCCCGCACAUCGCGGCCUACCAGAAGGAGCUCUCCAGCCAAAGGCCCGCGGCGAGGCCCAGGCUCAAGCUGGUGCUGUUGGGCGCCGAGGGCUCGGGGAAGACGACGCUGAAGAGCUGCCUGACGGAGAGCCCGGGCGACGGGGGCGACGGGGGCGAGGGGAUAACCGCGUCCCACUGGGAGACGCCCAGCGACGCCGGCACCACCUUCGUGGUCUACGACCUCUCGGGAGCCCCCCACUACGAGCUGAUGCAUCAGUUCUUCCUGUCCCCCGGCGCGCUCUACCUGCUCGUGGUGGACCUGGAGAGCUACGUCCCCGCGGCGUUCGACGGCGCCGUGGGCUACUUCUUGCGCCUGCUGGGCGGAAAGCUGCCGGGCUGCGUGGUGUGCCUGGCGGGGACCCACUCGGACGGGUGCAGCGCGCGCGACCUGGAGGAGAGGUGCUUGGACAUUCACCUGCGCAUCGCGCUGCAGGAGCUCGGCGACUGCGCCCUGUUGAGGACUUGUAAGGGCGCCGCGGACGAGGCCGCCGCCGCCGCGCGCGGCGAACGCCUCCCGGAUCCUCCGGCUCCUGAGUUCCAUGGCGUCUCCGAGAUGAACCUGGGUGUGAGGAGCGCCAGACUGGGCUUCUUGCUCAACCACCGCCUGCAGAUCCUGUCGCCCGUGCUGCCCGUCAACUGCCGCUCCACCCAGCCCGGCGGCGGGGGCCCCGGCGGCGUGGCGCGGCUGCGCAGGCGGCUGCUGUCGGUGGCGGCGAGCGCGGACAUCUUCCCGGACCUCCACCGGGCGCUGCCGGCGUCGUGGCCGCGCCUGGAGCAGCUGCUGGGCCGCGCCGACCCGGGCCCCGGCGCGCCUGCUGGGCCGCGGGGAGACGCGGCGGUGCGCGCCGCGCUGGGCGCCGGCCUCUCGGAGGAGCGUCUCCGCGGGGCGCUGGCGCACCUGCACGCCUGCGGGAGGCUGCUGCACCUGGACGGGCGGGAGGAGGAGGGGGAGUCGGGCGACGGCGGCGGCGGCGGCGGCGGCGGCGUCCUGCUGCGCGGCCCGGCGCGGCUGCUGGAGGCGCUGAACGCGCUGUGCGAGAGGCGGCCCGCGGCGUUGCUGCGCAACCUGCGGCGCGCGGCGCGCCGCGCCGACGCGGACGUGCGGCCUGCGCAGCUGCGCCACUGCCUCCGCGGGUUCCUGCUGCACGGCCUCCUGCCCCUGCCCGCGCUGCGCUGGCUCCUUCAGCCGCAGCACCAGCAGCAGCACGAGCAGCAGCAGCAGCAGGAGGACCCGGACCUCACGCUGCAGCUGCUGGAGCGGCUGGGGCUGUGCUACCGAGUGCGGCCGGGCCGAGGGGCCGGGGGAGCGGCCCUGGGCAGCCCAGCGGGCAGCGCGGGGCCCGCGGGCAGCGCGGCGGGGACGUGGUACCGAUUCCCGUGGAACGUGCGGGCCGAGGCGCCGCCCGCCGAGGCGUGGCUCAACUCGGCGGGGCUGCUGGAGCAGGCGUUCGUCGUGGAGCAGCUCACCAUCGAGUUCCGAUUCCCGCUCUUCUGCCCGCCCGGCCUCUUCUCCAGGUACAGCGCCCGCGUGAACCCCCACGUGGUGGAGCGCUCGGACGGGCGGCACUGCGUGUGCGCGUACCGCGGCAAGGUGCCCGUCACGCUGAGCGUGCGGCGCCGGCGCCGUGGGCCUUCCUGGGGAUCGGACGUCCGGGAGGGAGACUCCUCCCCGUCCAAGCAGCAGCAGCAGCAGCACGAAGAUGAGGAGGAGGAAGAGGACGAAAAAGACUCGGAGCAGCCAGGAGGAGAGGGAGACUGCUCGGUAGCAGGCGACGUCGGGGACGGCGCGUCCGCGAGGAGCGGGGGCCCGGCCACCGUCUGCAUCGCGAGCCACGCCACGCUGGCCAACGUGUGGACGGCCUGGCAGGCGGUGCUGCCGCUGGUGGAGGAGCUGAGCGCGCUGCUGCAGGAGUGGCCCGGCGUCCACUACACGCUGCACGUGCUCUGCGCCAAGUGCCUGCGCCGCGGGUGCCCGGACCCGCACGCCUUCCCCGGUGAGCUGCUCAGUCAGCCACGGCCAGAGGGCGUCACGGAGCUGGUGUGCCCGCGGGGCGGCACGGGCUCGGAGAGAGUGCACGUGUCGCUCGUGUACCCCCCCUCGCCCAUCUCCCUCAAGCCCUGCCCGCCCGCGCCCUGCUCGCUGCCCCUGCCACCGUCGCCGUCUCCGGGACCCUCUCCGUCCCCGUCUCCCACCGCCCCCGGCGGACCGCACACCCUCCCGGCCGCCACCGCCACCACCUCACCCGGCUCCUCGCUCAGCCUCUCCCUCACGUCUGUGUCCAGCCCGAGUUCCCUGGAAUCCCGUCCCGCUUCGAAACCGCCCUCUCCCUCGCCCUCUCCCUCGCCCUCGCCCGCGACGCGUGCCGGCACGCCCGCCGACCGGCACGCCGGAUCGCCGCCCAACCCGCCAAACUUGGAGUCUCUCAGCUCCACGGAGACGCUGCACGCGCGCCUCUACCCCAGCGCCGUGAUGACCACGCCCAAGCCGGGCGCGACGUGCUGCCCGCAGGACGGCCAGCCGGGCGGAGCUGCCAGGGCUCGCCCCCACCCGCCGAGCAAGCCCAGCAUCGUCACGCACAUCGGCACCCACCCCGUGCGCCGGCCGCACGCCGCCGACGGGAGGCCCGCCGCCGGGACCGCCGCCGCGGCCGCGCACGCUCGGGCCGCCGGCUUGGCGUCGGCGCCAGGCAUGGCCUCGCGUCCCCGGUUGGUCGCUCCUCACCGGCGGCAGCACGGCGCCGGCGUCGUUAGCAGAACGACGCGGCCGCAGGGCCGUGCCAGCCACAGCUCGGCGCCGCACUCGCCCACGGAGCCGCUCCCGCCGGCCUGCGCGCAGCCGCGGAGCCUGUCAUGGCCGACCGUGCACGGCGCCGCCGCCGCCGUCACGAGCGCGACCUCCACCCUCGCCCCUAACCCCACCGCGACUUCCCGGCCACACCUCAGGAACGGCGCGCGACCAGGACCCCCGGCCAAGUGAGCGAUGGGAGGGGCCGCGAGCUGCCCACGCCCGGGCCGGGUUUGGCAGCGCGAGAGCGGUGGCCGCUGUCCGUUCCCUGUUAUGGAGCCCCUGGAUCUCAUGGUCGGGGGGGAACCCCUUGGGACUGCUCGAGGGGGGAACCCACGUGACCGUCGCCACGCGAGACCGAGGAAGCGCCGCGUAUUCACGGUCUCCACGUAUUCACGUUCUCUCCCGCUGCCAUUUGCUCGGCGAUGACUUUGGCCAACCCUUAUGGACGUGCGGCUCGGCAGAGUCGGCAGAGAGAAAGGUGCACGGAGCCGCGCUCGCUGCAUGGGGGGGCGAGCCGACUGCCGUGCCAUGACGAUGCGCUGCUUGGAAAGAGCAGAGCGAUCUCACGUGGGACUUCCUCCUCCUCCUCCUGCUCCCCUCGCUGUGGCCGCAUGUCCGGGUUCUCCACGCUGCUCCACCCGCAGCGCCGCCGGCCGUUCAAGAGGGCCUUCUCUGUGCGCUCCCACGGCAGUGCGGAUGCUCACGCUCUAAGCUCGUGAUCUCCCAUCGGUGGACAUUUUCCCGAGUUUGUUGCCAAAUAAAAGGUUUUUGUUUUUAUGUUUCAUAUUCUCAGCCAUGCAGAAACAUGUGUACGGAAUUAUGUGGUGCACUGUUUGGAACUGUGAAAGGAAAGCUCGUUGGGAAUAAAUAAUUCCUUAUGGCCUGAAGGUGUGAACCUAAAUCGUGCAUCAUUUUUUUGAUGUGCCACACUCAAUGCACUUUUUCCUCAUUUUUUUAAAAAGAGGUGGCUGACUUGCUCAGAGGGCUAAUGCUACACUCAUGUAAGAACAAUGAUCAAGAUAUCCUGAAAUACAAUUCAUGCUUUGUUAGCUCAAAUAUUAAACCACUCUGUCAUAACUUAAACAUUUGAUGGUCUCAGCCAAGGUCACCCAUGGAUAUGCAAAACUACCAUUGUAAAAAAAAAUGGUAUUUAUUUUCCUCAAGUCCAUCUGUGAUGCAUUGAUUAACGUCAGUUCUUGCGCUCAUUAUACGUACAUCGAAGCGCGCACGUAAGAGAUGAUUCUGAUUUGUUGUUUGCAAAUGACGCGUUACGGUUAUUCUAAAGGAGAAAGAAAACUGCAAUCGAGACGACGAAGCGUAUUCUUGAAUCUAAUCGCGACCCCCAAGUUGUGACAAUCGAAUCGCUGGGGGAUGCGGGCUUUGGGAGUGAAUCUUUUCCCAUGACUGCUGCUCACACAGCGUGAAGGACUGCCACCUUGUGGCUGAUGGAAAAGAGAGGCCGACUGAUGAACUAUUGGCAAAAAGGUUUGGUUAUUGUUCAAGGUUGUUCAGAAACAAGAUGCAGUUCUUUUCAAGCUUUUCCCUUCAUCCUCAGAUGCUGAUAACAUGAAAUUAGAAUGCAUUUUCUGACAGUAUCCAUCAUAUUGUCCAUAUUUAUAAAGAGAAAAUAUGAAUCGCAUCUUGGCCUGCAUGCACACACAUGCAGAUGCUGACUAAAAUGUUAAUUCUUUUGCUCAGGGGGGAAAUGCCCAUUUUGUGAGCACUGCGUGAACACUGCUGAGAUCCUGGCUUCAGCUAGGAUUACCACCGGCUGCACAGAACAACUGGCCAUACAUUCGUUUCUACACUUAAGUUCAUCCGAGGAAUUAAUUAUAAAUAUAACUCCAGACAAAACAAGCCAAGUGAGGUUAUUCCAGAAGUCAUUCUGGGGUUUAAACUUCUGGCAGCAGUCCCUGGCAUGGCGUUGUGCUCUGAGAACUGAUUGAAGGAGUUCCACGAGGACAAUCAUCCACCUCACGGCGAAAACAAAUCGUCUAGGGGUGUGCAUGUUACACCUUAUGCUUACUUCUUCGUGUGGCAUGGCAACCUGUUGUUUACGGCACGUGAUUUUAACGAAUUGUUUUGUAUAUUUGCAAAGAUGAAACAAGUGUUCCGGGGGGGGGGGGGGGGGGGGGGGGGUGGGGAACGGUUGUGUCCGUGUGCACCGAGGUUUCACAGCUUCUUGCCUUAACGUUGAAGCUCAGUGCCGAGUUGGAGGUGGGGGGGUCUCUGUACGUGCAAGCACCCGCGCGCUUUGUCUGCAUCCACGGUUCUUGCACUUUGUACAUUUCGUUUUCCACUCGAGCAAAUUUCUGGCGAGCAAGGGGGGUGGUGUGUGUUUGGUGAGAUCACAGUUUUUUUGAACAUUCACCACACGUGCAAUUCAAAGCACAGAACAAGACAAAUAUCCACGUGACUCAGGAGUCUUGAUAUGUUUCACAUUGUUUUCAGAAGUAACUUUAAACAAAGUUGCUGGCUUUAUCCAUUUAUUGACGCUCCUCUUAUAUCUGUGGGAGAGUGUGUGUAAGUUGUUGCUUGAAAUGUGCUUUUGUUCAUGAAGCAAUAUUCACUUUCACAAUUGGGCGGGUGUCUGGUGAUAGGGAUUUUGCAUCCCAAAUAAAGGGAAUUUUGACACUGA